Messenger RNA from Ahaetulla prasina, 9722 nucleotides. RefSeq names its product ceramide kinase (gene CERK). Gene Ontology annotation, molecular function: kinase activity. Lineage: Eukaryota; Metazoa; Chordata; Lepidosauria; Squamata; Colubridae. Bases 361 to 1989 code for a protein of 542 amino acids. The transcript has 13 exons. The record is from RefSeq and is a predicted model, not a curated record.
AUCCGGAGGAGCGGGGAAAUCAAGCUGGACCGAUCCACCCGCUCCGCCGUAUCUCCCUCCCACUCCUCCAGCCGUCCGAGUUUCUCCUGCUUCUGGCGGACCCUCCGCGACAAGCUGCGGGCGCCGCGUUAGAGACCCGAGGCCACUGAGCGUGCGCGAGUCCUUCCUCGCGCAUGCUCCCUGCGCGCGGACCUGCAAAUUCUGAAGGAUAACAGAUUCUGAAACAUCCGACGGGCGGACUUAACCCGGCCGCCCUGUGGCGGUGGCGGCGGCAGCAGCGGCAACGCUCGCCCAGCCUCCCGGACUGAGCGGCCUCCAAUCAUGUCGCCUAAGCCAAGGACGCCGGGUCACUGAAGAGCCAUGGGCGAGCGGUCCAUUCCGGCUGGCCGGCGGACCCAGCUCAUCUCCUUGCUGGUGCUGGAGCAGCGCGCCCAGGAGGUCACCUUAGACCGGGAGCUGGGGCUCUUGGCGUGGCGGAGCUUGGAGCCGCAGCCGCGCAGGGGGCGAGAGAGCUAUGCUGUGCCCAUUUCUGAGAUCAUUGCUGUUGAGGAGAAAGAAAGGGAGGCGAAACAAUCUCAUCCUGGAAGAUGGCAGAAAAUGGCAAAGCCUCAUGCAUUCACCGUGUAUUACAUCAAGAGGGCACGGCAUCACCGCUGGCGGUGCAGCGAAGUGACUUUCUGGUGCAUUGAUGAACAUCUGUGUAAUCAAUGGAUAUGUACACUGAGAGAACUACUUGAUUUACAGACGUCCAGACCAAAGCACUUGCUUGUAUAUAUUAAUCCACACAGUGGAAAAUCACAAGGAGAAAAAAUAUACGAACAAAAAGUGGCUCCAUUGUUUAGUCUGGCUUCCAUCUCUACUGAUGUUAUAGUCACUGAACAUGCCAAUCAUGCUAAGGAUAACUUACUUGAAAUUCAUCUGGAGAAAUACGAUGGUGUUGUUUGUGUUGGUGGGGACGGAAUGUUCAGUGAAGUGAUACAUGGUCUAAUUGGAAGAUCUCAGAAGGAUUCGGGCAUAGAUCAAAAUAAUCCCAAAGCACAAUUAGUCCAAUGCUGUCUCAGGAUUGGCAUAAUUCCUGCUGGUUCGACCGAUUGCAUAUGCUAUGCAACAGUUGGCAUCAAUGAUCCAGUAACAUCUGCAUUACAUAUCAUUGUGGGAGAUAAUCAACCUCUGGACGUUUGUUCAGUACAUCGCAAUAAUACAUUUCUGAAAUACUGUGUAUCACUACUGGGAUAUGGUUUUUAUGGAGAUGUAUUAAAAGACAGUGAACAGAAACGCUGGAUGGGCCCUGCCAGAUAUGACUUCUCAGGUUUCAAGACUUUCCUCUCCCAUCAUUACUAUGAGGGGACAGUGUCUCUCUUACCAGCAUCACACUCCGUGGGUUCUCCAAGAGAUAAGAAACCCUGCAGAACUGGGUGCCGGAUUUGCAAGCAAAGUAAACUACAGCUGGAAAAAGAUCAGAAGAAGACGGAAAAGGAGAUUAAAAGGGAUGAGGAAGGAGAAUGGAAAGUUAUUAGAGGGAAGUUUCUAGCCAUCAAUGCUGUGAACAUCAGCUGUGCCUGUCCACGGAGUCCUAAAGGCCUUUCGCCAGCUGCUCACCUGGCAGAUGGCUCUGCAGACCUUAUUCUAGUCCGUAAAUGUUCCCGGUUAAACUUUCUAAGAUACCUCUUAAGGCAUACAAACGAGCAUGAUCAGUUUGAUUUCAGCUUUGUAGAGGUCUAUCGGAUUAAAAAGUUUCGUUUUACAUCAAAGCAUUUUGAUGAUGGUGAAAAUGAUGACCAGGGUAUGCGGAAAAAACACUUUGGUCAAUUCUGUAGAGACCACCCAGCUUGCUGCUGUCUCCCCCCUAGCAGUACUUGGAACUGUGAUGGAGAGACCCUGGAUUGUUCAACUAUUGAAGUCAAAGUUCACUGCCAAUUAAUUAAACUUUUUGCAAGAGGAAUAGAAAAGAAUCACAAACCUGAAUCACCUUACAAGCAACUUACCUGAGCAAUUAAUGUAAGUCAACACUGCAAGAACAUGAAGAGGAAAAAAAGGCAACACAGAGACAAGCACUUGUGGCAUGUUAAUAAAUGUUCUUAAACUUUAUUUUUCUGGUCAAAUUUUAAUUUUGGAUAGAUUUAUUUUCAGUUAAUGUCUUCAAAGAUAGUGGAUUAUUUUAAAUUAUUUUAUCCUAGGGCAGUGAAGAAGAUUUUUGGCUUAUAUUUCCUUUCUUUUGUUAUGAAAGGAUUCUGUUUUUUCUCUGCUGUAUUUCUAAGCUGGAUGCUCCUUCUCUUAGGUCAGGAUAAAAAAAUCAGGUUAUUAUUAGUAUGGUUCGUCGCACAGUUAGCCAGAUGUUCAGACUGGAUUUGCAUUUUUGUCCACCUAUCUAUUCCUUCCCAAGAACCUGGGAUAGGCAUAUGUGGAUAUUAGAUGGUGUUAGAGGUAUUGUCGCAGGUUAUAAGCUGUUCUGAGCAAAGCUGCCUUUUGCAAUUGACUAUUGUCUGUUCACAACAAUGUGAAGUCACAGUUGCCAGCUCUUUAAUUGAUGCUGCCCUUCAUUCAUAUUGAGUUCUUCUGCUGCUUAUUAUUAUUUAGGCUUAGAAAUGUAGAGCUAGAGCAAGGCUGUCAAACUCAUGGCCUGCGGAUCAGAUUCGUCACGUGCUGGCCACGCCCACUCCCGGUUUAGCAAAAGGGAAAGUCCUCAUACGUCAUGUGAUGACGCUGUGAGUUUGACACCCCUGAGCUAGAGGAGUUCUCUUCAUCUCCUUCCAGUAUAAUAUCAAUAAUGGAUUGGUGAAGGAGAAAUGGGAAAAUGUACAAUUCUCCUCCAACCUGCUCAAUUGCCUACGUGAAAGUUCAUCCAUUCAUGUGUAUAGAAUUCUUUGUUACUUAUGGCUACUAGAUGAAUGACAAAUUGUUAAAGGCAAGCCUGCAGAUUUGGUACAAAUUUUGUCAUUCAUGUCACGAAAAAGGAUUAUUAUGUAUGUUUGCCACCUUGAGUUUCUAUAAAAUAAUAAAGGGGGCAUUUUAAAAAAUCAAAUAUAUAUGAUUUUGAAUUAUAAUGCAAAAUAAUGUGCAUUCUGCUUGCAGCAGAGGCUGAUGAAACUUAUAUUCUUUUAAGGCGAUUUUGAAUCACGGUGUAUGGUUUAAAGACAUUUAAAAUAUGAUAGUAUCCUAUCAUGAAUCUUGUUUUCUCCUGAAGUGGCCAUACACGCAUUCGUUGCUCGAGCUAGCUUGCAUUAGCAACCUCAGCGCAGUCUAAAUGCACACUCUGGGUUUCAGGUAAUAGCAAACGUCUUAUAUAUAUUAUGUUAUAUAAUGUAUUUCCAUAUAAAAAAUGUAUAGUUCAAGGAAUCCCUUUGUUUUUCUCCUAAAAAUUUCUCAAACCUGACAAUUUUAAGACAUGUAGACUUCCCCCAGAAUUCUCCUCGAAGCAUAUUUUAAAGUUGCCAAGGUUGAGAAACAUUCUCUUAAAGGAUUAUGCCCAGUCCUUAAGGAUUAUCUGAAACUGUAGAUAAGCCCAGGGGUGGGCUUCAAAAAUUUUAGCAAGGGGUUCUCUGCCUGGUUGCUGGGUGGGCGUGGCCUAGUCGUCCUCCUGCACCACGGCAGGGGGAGUGUUUAUUUAUUUAUUUAUUUAUUUAAUUCGAUUUUUAUACCGCCCUUCUCCCGAAGGACUCAGGGCGGUGUACAGCCAAAAAGUAAAAAACAAACAAUACAAUAUACAAUUUAAAAUACAAAUUAAAAAACUUAUUUUAUAAUUGGCCAAAAAACUUUAAAAUAUAUAAAACUAAAACCCCAUUAAAAUUUGUAAUAGAAAAUUUAAAAUCAAUAAAAUUUAAGCCAGCCCCGCGCGAAUGAAAAGAUGUGUCUUCAGUUCGCGGCGGAAGGUCCGAAGGUCAGGUAUUUGACGUAAACCAGGGGGAAGCUCGUUCCAGAGUGUGGGAGCCCCCACAGAGAAGGACCUUCCCCUGGGGGCCGCCAGCCGACAUUGCUUGGUGGACGGCAUCCUGAGAAGUCCCUCUCUGUGAAAGCGUACGGGUCGGUGGGAGGCAUGCGGUAACAGCAGGCGGUCCCGUAAGUACCCAGGCCCUAAGCCAUGGAGCGCUUUAAAGGUCGUAACCAAAACCUUAAAGUGCACCCGAAAGGCCACAGGUAGCCAGUGCAGUCUGCGCAGGAGCGGUGUUACGCGGGAGCUACGCAAAGCUCCUUCUAUCACCCGCGCAGCUGCAUUCUGGACUAACUGAAGCCUCCAAGUGCACCUCAAGGGGAGCCCCAUGUAGAGAGCAUUACAAUAAUCCAAGCGAGAGGUAACGAGCGCAUGAGUGACUGUGCACAAGGCAUCCCGAUCAAGGAAGGGGCGCAAUUGCCGAACCAGGCGAACCUGGUGGAAGGCCCUCCUGGAGACGGCCGUCAAAUGAUCUUCAAACGACAGCCGUUCAUCCAGGAGGACACCUAAGUUGCGCACCCUAUCCUUUGGGGCUGUCGUGUCCCACUCCUCCGCUGACGGCCGGGUCAGGGAAAUCCGAAUCAGGCUUGCCUCUGCAGCUCUGCCCAAAGUCCUAGCAAAGUCCUCAGAGCAGGCAGGAGACCAGUAAGUGACUUCAGCAAGAUAAGUUCGACUUUGCCUGACUCAGAGACUGCCAUAAAGCAGAUCCUUUAUAUAGGCCAUGGGGUGUGGCUCCAUGACUCAGCACUCAUUAAGGCCUGCCCCUCCCUUCCUUCUGUUGCCUACGCCUAUCCAAUCUUCUGAUGCGAGGGUCACUCCAAUCAGCUGUUGUUGGAAGUAAACUUUCCUCAGGCUCACAUGCUGUGGAGGAGGGGGAGGGGUCUAGCUGCUCCGUUUGCCUGGGCAUGGAGCCAGGGCUGGGGCCGGGGGAUGCUCCCUCCUCUGCAGCCUGCUUGGGCAUGGAGCCAGGGCUGGGACCGGGAGGUGCCCCCUCCUCUGCAGCUUGUCUGGGCAUGGAGCCAGAACUGGGGCCGGGAGGCAUACAUUCCUCCGUGUUCGGGAACAGAUAAGCAGACCCCGGCUGCGGUGAGAGCGGACAAGACACAACAGGGGCCAAUAACUCGCCUCCGACAGUCAGCUGCGGCUGCAGUUGACUGAAUCGGGGUGCCGGCAUCCACAGCCACUCCGUCUUGGAGGGAUUGAGCUUGAGCCUGUUUCUCCCCAUCCAGACCCGUACGGCCUCCAAACACCGGGACAGCACUUCAACAGCUUCAUUGGGGUGGCCCGGGGUGGAAAAGUACAGCUGAGUGUCAUCAGCGUACAGCUGGUAUCUCACCCCAAAGCCACUGAUGAUCUCACCCAACGGCUUCAUAUAGAUGUUGAACAGGAGGGGCGAGAGGAUCGACCCCUGCGGCACCCCACAAGUGAGGCCCCUCGCGGUCGACCUCUGCCCCCCUGUCAACACUGUCUGCGACCGGUCAGAGAGAUAGGAGGAGAACCACCGAUAAACGGUGCCUGGUUUAUGGUUUAUGGUUUAUUAGAUUUUUAUACCGCCCUUCUCCCGAAGGACUCAGGGCGGUGUACAGCCGGAAUAAGAACAAAAUAUAUACAAUUUAAAACAACAGUUAAAAAGAGCAAAUUUUAAAAGGCUGAAUUAUUAAAAUUUAGAUUUAAAAUUUAAAAAUAUAAGAAUACCCAAUUAAAAUUCAUCAAUAAUUAUGCCAGUCCCGCUUUAAUAAAUAAAUAUGUUUUGAGCUCACGACGGAAGGCCUCCCACUCCCAAUCCCCCCAACCGGCGCAGCAAGAUACCAUGGUCGAUGGUAUCAAAAGCCGCCGAGAGAUCUAAUAGGACCAGGGCAGAGGAAUAACCCCUGUCCCUGGCCCUCCAGAGAUCAUCCACCAAUGCGACCAAAGCUGUCUCCGUGCUGUAUCCGGGUCGGAAGCCAGACUGGAACGGGUCUAGAUAGACGGCUUCAUCCAGGUAUUGGGGAAGCUGUCGCGCCACAGCACUCUCUACAACCUUCGCAACAAAGCGAAGGUUGGAGACCGGACGAUAAUUACCCAAAAUAGCCGGGUCCAGGGAGGGCUUCUUAAGGAGGGGUCUCACCACCGCCUCUUUCAAGGCGGCAGGGAAAACCCCUUCCAACAAAGAAGCGUUGAUAAUCCCCUGGAGCCAGCCUCGUGUCACUUCCUGAGUGGCCAGCACCAGCCAGGAAGGAUACGGGUCCAGUAAACGUGGUGGUGUGAAGCCUCCCCAACAACCUGUCCACGUCCUCGGGAGCCACAGGGUCAAACUCAUCCCAAACAGACUCGACAAGACGUGCCUCCUCUCCCCCGCUUGGAUCAUCCCAAUUUCGGUCCAGACCAUCCCGGAGCUGAGCGAUUUUAUCAUAUAGAUAACCACUAAACUCCUUGGCACGUCCCUGCAAAGGGUCACCCCGCACCUCCUGGGCUCUAAAGGCUUUCUUUGAGCCUCUGGGAGGGUGAAAACAGCCUGCCCUGGGCUCCAGAGGCUGGAAACGGGACUGUUUUCGGACUUCCGGUACUUCUGUUUUUGCCCUCCCCAGGUUCCAGAUGCUUUCCUUGAGCCUCUGGGAGGGUGAAAACUGCUUCCCCUGGGCUCCAGAGGCCGGAGAUGCACCCAUUUUCAGACUUCCGGAACUUUCACUAGGCCCAUUUUUGCCCCGCCCCCGCCCCCCGCCCCCCGCCAGAGUGUCUAUGCAGGCCCUGCACUUACCUGCCACUCAAAACAGGCAGGGUGGGCGGGUCAGCCAGUCCUUGCAACAACCAGUUCGGCAAACCAGAUUAAAAUUAACAUCUGGUUUUCCCGAUCCGGCUGAAUCCCACCCCUGGAUAACCCCCUCAGAUGAUGCAGGAACAAAAAUGGGCAGGAUAGAAGCAUAUAGCACUUCAUAGAGAAGACUCACGGAACUUCCAUGCUCCUAUAAUUGGGGCGGUUCUGUAUAGAGUAUCUGGAAUGUUUUAUUCCAGAUUCGGGAGAAGGGCGGUAUAGAAAUUGGAUUAAUAAAUUCUGCCUCUUCAUCUUUUUUCAUGGUUUCCUAAAUUGCUCCUGCCUCUCCCCUUACAUGAAUGGAGCAGCAGCUUUUGGAUACCAGCCAGGGUUUCUUCCCAACCAAAGGUUUUCUGUGCAAUCAAUAGAACAGUGUUUUGUUUUGUUUUUCAAACUUGGCACUUUGAGCUUGCUGACUAGGGAAUUCUGGGAGAUGAUGUCCGCAUAUUGUAAAUUGCCAAGUUUGAGAAACAUUGCAAUAGAAUCAAGGGACAGAAUUCAUUUGCUGAUGCGUUUUUUCAGGGAUAGCUGAAAAUGUAGCUUGUUUCACGUAGACUAUUAAUGUAAGUAGACAGAGCUGCCUUGUUACUUUUACCAAUUGGUAGACUACUUAAUUUUUAAUUUCAUAUUGUUAAAUUUCUUUGGAACUUCUUUAAAUGAGCACAGUAUUUAUACUGUAUACUUGCUUUUUCUCUGAAAAAAAUAAUAAUCUGGAUGUUACCAAUUCAUAUUAUAUGUGUAUAAUCAAUUGCAUGUUUAAAUUAAUCCCUUCCGAAACAGUGUUUUUUAUAUCUAGCAUCUCAAAGAGAAACCUAGAUUAAUUUCUGAUAUGCUAGGUUUCUACUUGCAUGCAAAACAACUGAUUCUACAUUUCUAGCCUGAACGGUAUCUAGUAAAACUCCUUGGUUUUGCUGAUAAAUAAACUGGCCAGAAGGUGUUAGUAUCAUCUUCUAUUUGAUUUUGUAAUGACCAAACAAAUAUUGAAAUGUUUAGACUGCGUCUAAUAGCUGAUUAAAGAAAUUAGUUAAUUCAUAUAGAAUUUAACAGGUGGGUUGCAGUAUUUAUUUUGAUACUCUGGAUUGGGUACAUGAUAUCGUGGAAUUUCAUUGCCACUGCUAUAAUCUCUUUGUAAGGGACUUUGUUUUUAAAGAAGAAAAAAUAGGAAUUCUCCAUAGAAGCUUGCAAAGCUAAUGAAAAUCUAUUCAUACCCUUUGUAGAAAUUUUGUAUAUUAUUUGGACCAAGCAUUUGCUUUGUUCUGUUAUCUUUGAACUUGUGUAACUACUGUAAUAUUUUUUUUAUUUUUCUUCUAUGUCUGUGCUUUUCUUGAGAAUGUUCCAUUCCAUCCUUUCCCCAUCAGUCCAUUUACAAGGAAGCACAUCCUGUUGAAUUCAGUGGGAGCUGAUUUCCAUUUAAAUGUAUAAAACUCACUGUAAGAAUGGUAGGAUUCCUUGUAUUUUCUUAGAUAAUAUCCAGUUGACAUGUAAUGUUUGAUAAUAAGUCAUUGCUCCACCACCGUACACAUCAAUAAUGAUAAACUACUGUUCAGUGAAGAUAUUUCUAGAAUUUUCCAUAAGUUCUUUCAGUAAUUUGUGGUAUAGCACCCAGUUAUUUCAAUGAAAUGUUUCUCAUGAACUCCAUGCAUUAGUUACUUUUCCAGGGUCCCCAACCCCAAAAUUAAUUGCUUGGAAAAUGGUGCAGCUGAUAUUAUAUUUAUUAUAUUUAGCUACUAGAUACAUGACUAGACAACUAAUUGCCAUCAAAAACAUUUGUAUAACUCAUAUCUAAAUUAUGUCAUUAUUUCUUUUGCCAACUUUGGUUCUAUGGUAAAGCUCCAAAGCUUAUUUUCCAUCCAGUUAAAUGAAUAAAAUAUCUCUGUUGGAUAUUUCUUUGUACCCAAUGUAACUUGACUGGAAUUUUACAGAAAUGGAGGAGGCCUGAUUUUGGAAACAUUUUUGUUUAAUGUACAUUCCAUAAAUAUUCAGAUUUUCCAUGCAUGAGCUUCCCUUACAUGAGCUUCCCAGAUAUGUUUGUAACUCUUAACUCUAGUUUAUGGUCUUCAUCAAGAUAAUCUAUGCCUUCAACAUUAAUACUGUCUUGACUAAAAGAAAAUUGCUCCAUUCUCUAACAUGUUUUAGAAUAGCUUUAAUGUUGAUUGGUAUCCCAUCAAUUUUUUUAAGAAAGCCAGAUAUAUAGCAGGUUGUUGUUUUUUUGCCAGCAGAAGGAUGAAUUGUGUAGUAACAAAUACUUGCUAGGAAAUGUUCCAAGAAUAGGAACAGAUCAAAAAGUAUGACUAUUCUAAAUUUUCAAUUAUUAAGUUUUGUAACAGAAUUACUAACAUUAGAAAAACUCAAUAACCAAGCUACUUAAAGGUUGGCUUUUAGUAAUUUUACAAUUAUAAGGUUAGCAUGAGGUAAUCUGCUGAAAUAGCUUUCUGAGUUGAGGACACUAUUAUAUUAAUAGAUAGUUUUAUUAAGAUUGAUCAACAUAUCCAUGUAGCUGACCAGACCUUAUAUUGUCAGCAACAUUCUGUGUCGCCCAGAACCUUGUUAUAGCUGUAAAAAAGUGACUUUUCAAAAUCAGAAAACAAAUGAGACUAUCCAGCAUAGUUGUGAAAUCAUGAUAAAUAUAGACAUUGGAGUAACAACUCUGUUUCCUCAAAUUGUUACAAAGCACAAUUCAUGCUUCAUAUCAUGUAUUAAGUAUUUCUUAUUAUAAGGCAAUUUCUCUGUAUAUGGAAUGCAAUCCUAUGAAUGCUGAUUUGAGAGUAACCUCAUGAAACUAGCUGGGGUUUGGUGCUUAGCAAAUGUACAAAGACAUAUUCUAUCUGACUUUUUAAAGCUUCGUUUGAAAGUAGAAUCAGCAUUCUUAAUAUGUUCUAUGUUUGGUAGGAAGCCCCAUGUUGCCAUGGGGAUGAAUUUAUCAGUCUUGCUGGUUUCAAGAUUGAAAUGCAACUUUUUGUUUUUAAACUGAAAAUAUUUCUGGAAAUAAAAUUAUACUGCAGA